AUGGAGCACUUGUGCCAGCAUGGAUCCGGCGCUGACAUGCUGGCUUGGCAGUUUGCUUAUGUUGACACACACACAAUGGCAUGCCCAAAAUCCGGCAAGCAACAGUUGCUGGCACAUUGGGCCUUUGGAAAACGCUCCAUCCCACAUCAGCAGGUAACGAACUGCAAACGACGGCAAACGACGACUGAGAAUGGAGGAGGACUGGGAAUUUUACAUCAGUCGAUGGGCGUCGCCAAAAUGACACGAAGAAGCGCCUUGGCUGACUGCGCUGUCGCUCUUCAGGAGAGGCGCGUGGCAGCAACUCCAAGUUGGACCUCCUGUGGCGUGCUGAUGCAAUAG
This is a messenger RNA of Symbiodinium natans, 339 nucleotides long. The record is from the annotation of a GenBank genome assembly. Lineage: Eukaryota; Dinophyceae; Suessiales; Symbiodiniaceae.